Messenger RNA from Phycomyces blakesleeanus NRRL 1555(-), 1198 nucleotides. RefSeq lists its product as hypothetical. Gene Ontology annotation, cellular component: cytoplasm. Lineage: Eukaryota; Fungi; Mucoromycota; Mucoromycetes; Mucorales; Phycomycetaceae. Gene Ontology annotation, biological process: signal transduction. The transcript has 6 exons. The record is from RefSeq and is a predicted model, not a curated record. Bases 95 to 859 code for a protein of 254 amino acids.
CUUACUUUCUUUGUACACACACACGCACACACUUUCUCUCUCUCUCUCUCCCUCUCUCUCUCUCUCACUUACACACACAAUUUCAAUAACUGACAUGGCUACCGAACGUGAAGAUAAGGUCUACAUGGCCAAGAUUGCCGAACAGGCGGAGCGUUAUGAUGAAAUGGUUAACUCCAUGAAGGAUGUCGCCAAGUUGGGUGUUGAUCUGACUGUUGAGGAGCGCAACUUGUUGUCUGUCGCUUACAAGAACGUGAUUGGUGCCCGUCGUGCUUCCUGGAGAAUCGUUUCCUCCAUCGAGCAGAAGGAGGAGUCCAAGGGCCACGAUGCCCAGGUUGCCAAGAUCAAGGAAUACAGAAAGAAGAUCGAGAGCGAGCUCUACGAUGUCUGCAACGACAUCCUUGCCCUCCUCAAGGACCACCUCAUUCCCUCUGCCACCGAGGGUGAGGCCAAGGUAUUCUACUACAAGAUGAAGGGUGACUACCACCGCUACGUUGCCGAGUACGCCACCGGCGACGAGCGCAAGGAAGCCGCCACUGCUGCCCACGAUGCCUACAAGGCUGCCACCGAUGUUGCCCAGGUCGAGUUGGCCACCACCCACCCCAUCCGUCUUGGUCUUGCCCUCAACUUCUCCGUCUUCUACUACGAGAUCCUCAACUCCCCCGACCGUGCUUGCCACCUUGCCAAGCAGGCAUUCGACGAUGCCAUUGCCGAACUCGAUACUCUGUCCGAGGAGUCUUACAAGGAUUCUACUCUCAUCAUGCAGCUCUUGAGAGACAACCUCACCUUGUGGACUUCUGACCUCCAAGAGGAGAGCGAGAAGAACGACAAGAAGGCAGAGGAUGAUGAGGCUCGCGAUUAAAGAAGUUUGUUUUUGUUAUAAAGAGCAUCAAAGAGAGAAAGAGACACCAAAUAAACAAAAGGAGUGAUUUCAAGGGGUGCUUUUUAUUUUCCUUUUUAUUCUGUUUUUUUUUUCAAAAAAAAAUAAUUAAUAAGGAAAUCAUAAAAAAAACAAACCCUUGAACGUCUCUUCCUUUACCCCCCCUUUUUUUUAACUCUUCUUUAGAGAAAGAGAAGUGCUUUUCCAAAAAAAACAAAAAAAAAAAAGCCAAAUCAUUACCACAAUAAUAUUAAAGAACAACAUAAAAACAAACAUACAACUGAAUAUGGAUAUGAAAAAAAAAACAAUAUUCCUCAAUUC